Molecule: messenger RNA, 1629 nt
Organism: Zasmidium cellare ATCC 36951
Lineage: Eukaryota; Fungi; Ascomycota; Dothideomycetes; Mycosphaerellales; Mycosphaerellaceae
Exons: 1
Coding region: 1-1629 (542 amino acids)
Biological process (GO): RNA polymerase II preinitiation complex assembly; transcription initiation at RNA polymerase II promoter
Cellular component (GO): transcription factor TFIID complex
Molecular function (GO): RNA polymerase II general transcription initiation factor activity
Source: RefSeq, a predicted model, not a curated record
AUGAUCAAGUUGAAGCUCGGCAACAGGACGCCCUCGGCGGCCUCGACUGAUGGUCAGCCGCCCGCCGCCCAGAAUGCUGGCUCUCCUCAGCCAGCAUCAAGCUCUGUGCCGGCGCCUGUCAAACUGAAGCUCAGUGUGUCACAACCACCAACUCCUAUCGAACAGUCCGGGCAGCCUGCUUUCCCCACUGCGCCAGAAGCUCCAUCGGAUAAGAAGAAGCGGCCAUAUCAGCGCAAGCAGGAUGGGUCUGCUAAGAGCAAGAAGCGGGCUGCCGAUGCAGACAACUCGCCAGCUGCUAAGCGCGUCGCCAGCGGAACUGGCCUGGGUCGCAAGCUCUCCAUCAAGCCACCGGCGCCCCAAGGAUCAGUUGACGUUGUCAAACCAAAGAUACAGCUGGGGAAGAGGAAAUCGUCUGUGCCAAAGAUACUCGACCUGAGGGCGCGUGGUAAGGCGCCACCGCGACCAAAAGGUGUUGGCUAUGAUUCGGAAGAUUCGGACACGGAGAAAGAUCCAGCCCUCCAGCAGGGACUGGUCUUGCGCAUGGAGGACGGAGAAGACGCUCAAUAUCUGAAAGAGGCUAUAGCCAAGGGACAAGUUGGUCCACAUCCGAGUCAGGGCGAUGCGGAGGUAUCAGUCAAGUUCAUCGAGAAGAACUACCGCCGCGCGAUCAUCAAGAUACGAGGACGAAUGUACGCCGCGGCUCUGGUGGACAUCCCGUGCAUCGUCGAGUCAAUGAAGAGUUUCGACAAGAAGGGAUGGUGGAAGGUGGCAGACAUUUCUCAGAUGCUGCUCGUGCUGGGACGAUGCAACAGCGAGGAAGAGGCCAAGACGUAUGCGUUGCCGAAGGAGGUCAACAAGGAUAACUUCCAAUACGCUCAUGGCCUCACGCCUCCGAUGCACUGGGUACGCAAGCGGAGGUUUCGAAAGAGAAUGAACUACAACGAAAUCGCCAACGUGGAAGAGGAAGUCGAGAAGCUGCUCAAGGCAGACGAGGACUGGGAGAAAGACGGCGGUACUGUCACGACUAUCACCCCCGCAGAACAAGAGAAAGCAUUGGAAGCGCAGGCAUAUGACGAGUACGACGAAGACGCAGAAGGCGAAGCCAUCGAAACGGUCGAGACGGACGGACAAGAGUACGAAGAAGAAGUCCCAGAGGGCGAAGAAGAUCCCGACCUCGAAGCCAACCUCCAAGCCAUGUUCGACGCAGAAGGCGACAUGGACGUGAGCGAACUCGUCACCGAAUCCCCCGCCCCCAUCGCCGACCAAGCCGCAUCCAUGUCGGCCGUUGAGAACGCCAUGCAAGAAGACUUCACACCCAUCGGCACCCCCGCAGGUGGAGUCGGCAUGACCCCGCAAGAGCCCACGUCAGACGAGGAAGAAGAGUCAGAUGAGGACGAGGAAGACUCCCCCGACGUCGUGGACGAAGACGCCGCGGCCAAGGCCGCCGAGCGCGCCCAGCAACUCGAGGAAGUGGCUGAUCUCGAGCGUGAGGUGGAGCGCGCGAGACAGAAGGUGCAGGCUAUGACGAACCAGCUGCUGAGACAGCGUGAGAUGCAGAAGUUGGCGAGUCUGGAGGAGGAUCUGCGGGUCAAGAAGCAGGUGUUUGGGUUGGUGGAUCCAGAGGAUUGA